AGAUGUGUGACAAGCCUGCGAGGACGACAUCCCAGGAAUUCGAUUUCAGGUGCCUCAAAAUGGAGAAGGCUUUGAAAAGAAUUCAUCCAGUUUCUGAUCCAGAAGCAACGUAUUUUCUACAAGUGUCAUGGGAACAAGAUUUACGCACUGGCUUUGUUAUAAUUCUUAGUGAUGCUCAGCAUGCGUGGACUGGGACAGUUUCUGAAGCUGAAAUUUCUCAGGAAGCUGCUGAUAUGGAAAUGGAUAGAGAAAAAUAUGUUGAGGAACUGAAGAAAGCACUGAUACUUGGAGAAGAAUCAGCUGACAAAUAUAACUUUGUUAUUGCUAGAAGUGAAGAAGAGGCAGAGUGUCAUUUCUCCUAUGAAAAAAAUCUGAAAGAUGUUUCUUUUAGACUGGGGUCUCUGAAGCUGCAGAAGGUCUUGAGGCCAGCUGAAGUGAUUAAAGAGUUGAUUGCUCAUUGCCUGGAUCGCUUGGAGGGGCUGCAGGCGAAAAAUGAGCACCUGCAAAAGGAAAAUGAAAAUCUCUUCUGUGAUUGGAGUGACAUGGAGAAACGACUUGAAAAAUGUGUGGAAGCUAAAGAAGAACUAGAAGCAGAUCUCUAUAAUCGGUUUAUUCUAGUGCUGAAUGAAAAGAAGGCAAAGAUAAGAAACUUACAGAAGUUGUUGCAUGAAGCUAAAGAAUUCGCAGCAGAUGCACCACGUAGAAGCGAUAGCACUGCUACAAUUGAAACGGCUCCAGAGAGAGGCAAGGAGUAUGAUGGCAGCACUGAUGAGGAAAGUGAAAAUUUAACACAGUCCUCAUUACCAGCAGCAGCUAAACAAAGGGACUCCGUACUGAGUAGCCCAGAUGUUGUCGAUGUCGCUCCAACACGAAAGAGAAGGCAGAGGAUAGGAAAACCUGCUGGUACAGGAGCGAAAGUGGCAGCUUAUGAGACAGAACUCCCAGCAAAGGAAAAACCUGAUCUUGCCUCGCAGAAGACAUCAGACAAGCAUUCCCCGGAUCCGAUGUCUCUUGAAACACUGGAAAACACUUGUGAGCCAGAGGACCUUUUUGAUGACAUCUAACUGUUUUUUGGCUGAGAAACUGAGAGGAUAGAGCGACUACUAGACACAAGCUGUAAAACUUAGAAGG
Molecule: messenger RNA, 1131 nt
Organism: Tinamus guttatus (white-throated tinamou)
Lineage: Eukaryota; Metazoa; Chordata; Aves; Tinamiformes; Tinamidae
Source: RefSeq, a predicted model, not a curated record